GCCAUCGGGCCAUCAUAGAACAUAUAUGUAUAUACUUACUCUAUGGCGGCCAGUUGUUAUUAACCUCAAAUUUUCUAUUAACCUUAAAAACUUGCAACGCUUAAAAUAUAAAUAUAGUAAGUGCCUUCUUUCUAGUACCCAAAUUAAAGAUGAGAAGAUUAUCAGAGGAAAAGACUCGAAUUUUAUUCGAAAAACUGUCCAAAUAUAUUGGGCACAAUGUUAAAGGCCUCAUUGAAAGGCCAGAUGGAUUAUAUGCAUUUAGAGAAAACAGAGGCAGGGUAUAUUAUGGUAGUCAGGAGUUAUUCAAUUCCGCCAUGACAUUCGCCCCGGAAGAGAUGCAUUCUUGUGGCAUAUGCCUGGGGAAGUUCACCAAAUCUAACAAGUUCAAUUUGCAGAUUACUGCUUUGGCUUGUUUAGCACCUUAUGCACAGGCAAAAAUUUGGCUAAAACCUGCAGCUGAGCAACAGUUUUUAUAUGGAAAUAAUGUUGCGAAAUCCGGUCUUGGUCGCAUGAGUGAAAACAUUGACAGGUACCAAGGUGUGGUGAUUUACAGUAUGUCAGAUCUACCAUUAGGUUUCGGUGUAGCUGCCAAAUCUACAAUGGAAUGUAAAAAUGCAGAACCAGCAGCCGUUAUUGUCUUUCACCAGGCAGAUAUUGGGGAAUAUGUCCGAUCGGAAGACGUUCUAUUUUAAGUUAUAAAAAUUAUUCAAGUUUGUAAAUAUUUUUUGUGAAUAGAAUUAAUCAUUUUAUAUAA
Harmonia axyridis is the source of this 754-nucleotide messenger RNA. Its product is annotated as 60S ribosome subunit biogenesis protein NIP7 homolog. Gene Ontology annotation, biological process: ribosome assembly; ribosomal large subunit biogenesis. Gene Ontology annotation, cellular component: nucleolus; nucleus; preribosome, large subunit precursor. The coding region runs from base 150 to 692 and encodes 180 amino acids. Lineage: Eukaryota; Metazoa; Arthropoda; Insecta; Coleoptera; Coccinellidae. The transcript is spliced from 3 exons. Gene Ontology annotation, molecular function: RNA binding. The record is from RefSeq and is a predicted model, not a curated record.